This is a messenger RNA of Trichoderma harzianum CBS 226.95, 507 nucleotides long. RefSeq lists its product as hypothetical. The record is from RefSeq and is a predicted model, not a curated record. NCBI's taxonomy places the organism in Eukaryota, Fungi, Ascomycota, Sordariomycetes, Hypocreales, Hypocreaceae. The coding region runs from base 1 to 507 and encodes 168 amino acids. The transcript has a single exon.
AUGACUAGCGAGAUUAAAGGAACAUUAUCGGUAUCUCCAAAGGUCACAACAGAUGGAGAAUUCCUCAUCCACUCCAAACAUACAUUCUUCAAAGACGUUGAAAAUGUCUCUAUCAAAUCUUUGGGAUGGCUUCAGAUUUGUCUACAUCAGUUUUUGACUCCUGAAGCUCACAUGCAUAAACUGCAUGGAAGACCAUGUCACCUCGUCGACAAUCAAUUUUGCAGUUACUGGUGGAAUGAUUUGCUGACAAACCCAACAUCUGCCCUUGGAUCCGUUGUUUUGAGCGCCUUCCUCAGAGAAACUGAAGUUUGUGGCUCGUGUCCCUUUUGUGAGACGGACUUUUCUGUUCAGGCUUCUUCUGAAAUCACCAUACUGCGCGUAUGGCAGCGUUUUGGGUCAGAGACAAGUUUCUCGAGCAACAUUUCAUGGCAAGGGCAGAUUCGACUACCACCUGAAAGAGUUGUUGCUUCUUACCCUCCUGGAAGUAUUCGGGAGCUGUAUGGCUAG